AUGUCUUUUUAUAACCCCUCUUCAAACCCAUCCCGGCCAGCACCAAGAGGUGCAGGAAGAGCCAACAGCAGAGGAGGGCAAGGUGGACCAUCCACUGGAUCUGGUUCCACUGAGGGACAGAACCAAGUCAAUUCUACCAAUAUGGCAACUACCACUAAUGACAGUGGAUUUUCACAGAACACCGAGACUUCUGCUACAGCAGCUGCUCCUAAGAGCAAAGGCCGAGGCAAGAAGAACAAGUGGGCCAAGGUCGACUUGAACGACAUUGCACCCAUGGCAGGCCCUUUUAUUCCUGCGCAGCCAAACCUCAAGGGCAGAGGCAACAAGAAGGAACAAUCCUUUGGUCUCCUUGUGGAAGACAACAAUGAAGCACCUCGUCGUCAUGGAGGUCCUCAUCGCGGCGUCAACAUCGAUGGAGAAACUCUUGGCGAGAUCGCCGAUCGCUUGAAGAAACUCAAUUUGGAGAAGGCUAGUAAGCCUCUGACUGAGUUCACAAUCUUUCCCAACCUGUCGCCCGAAAUGCGGUACAAGAUCUGGAACAUCGCAGCACGUUCCUCGCCACGCAUUCUGGAAGUCGUAUUGCAUGCCGAAUUCCCAUGCCCUCCCGGUGGCGACAGAGCUUACGUUGACGAAUCAGAUCCCAAUGAUUUGAGGAGAUUGAACCAUAGUAUUUGGCUCAUCUCCAAGCCUGGUCAGAAGGUUCCGGCAAUAUUACAAGCCACUCAGGAAUCGCGUGCUGAGGCACUACGCUUGUACGAAAAGCGAUACCUUAACAACUUUCCGGAUGAUUACCCAUAUCGUCAAAACGAAGAGCGUCCUUGGACAUACUACAACCCGUAUGUCGAUAUCAUCUUCUUUGGCGACAGUACCUGCAUUGUUACGCUGGUAAAAUUCUUCCGUCGCCAUUCCGAGGAGAUAUUCCCUCGACUUGCCUUCCGCUGCGCCAAUUUCAUUGGUACGUGCAAGUACAAAUGUACUUAUGACACCUGGGAAUGGCCACAUGGCGAAGAUGAGUAUUCCUGUUUUUGCGGAGCUGGAAUCGGAGGUGGCGGAAUUGAUGUUAUGGGCAUCCUUCACGGAAAGGACAAGGAGAUUGCUCGAAACUCGCUGGUUCCUGGAGUUCCGAGUGUAGAGGAAGUCUUCUUCGUCGUAAAGACGGAGUGUAUGAAGUUCCCGGCUGGACAGAUGCCCAGCAACUUAACUUUCCGCCCUGCGAUCCACAAUGGACUUACGCAGAGUCAGCAGAAGAAGAGAACGGACUUCGAAGCUGAAGUUGACAAGGCUCGGGCCGGAGAAGGCGUUCGUGCCUGUGGUGCCAACAGAUGGAUCGACAAGCGUCCAACAUUUAGCUUUGUCUCCUUGGCUCCUCCAUUGAAAGAUGGCAAGGGCAAGAACCUCCAGCACGAUGCAAUUCAGGUGCCAACUGAGCACAUGGGCAAGUUGACCUAUCGUAAUAACGAAUUCCUCAACGAUUUGGCGGUGAAGGCCAAUCUCGAAAUCGUUCCAGCCCCCAAGGCUUACGUUGGCGAGAAGAAUCGGGAAAUCGGCCUCUAUAAUGGCACAGAGAAAGGCAUCGAACUUGCCAAGGAGGAAAUCCAGAAGCAAUUGCUGAAAGAUUUCAAUGCAAAUCGACGUGGUCCCAAUCACCAAGGUGGUGAUGCAAGCCGCGGUGGUUUUGGGGGCCGUGAAGGAUAUGGUGGUCGCCGAGGUCGUGGUCAAUAG
Botrytis porri is the source of this 1722-nucleotide messenger RNA. RefSeq lists its product as uncharacterized. The coding region runs from base 1 to 1722 and encodes 573 amino acids. The record is from RefSeq and is a predicted model, not a curated record. NCBI's taxonomy places the organism in Eukaryota, Fungi, Ascomycota, Leotiomycetes, Helotiales, Sclerotiniaceae. The transcript has 4 exons.